Messenger RNA from Empidonax traillii (willow flycatcher), 537 nucleotides. RefSeq names its product anionic trypsin-1-like. NCBI's taxonomy places the organism in Eukaryota, Metazoa, Chordata, Aves, Passeriformes, Tyrannidae. Gene Ontology annotation, molecular function: serine-type endopeptidase activity. The transcript has 3 exons. The annotation marks the transcript as partial. The record is from RefSeq and is a predicted model, not a curated record. Gene Ontology annotation, biological process: proteolysis.
CUCUGUCUGAAGAGAGGUUUAUGAUUAACAGAUAUAUUAUUUGUACUUUCUUCUAGGUCCUGUUAAUUCCCACGUUGGGAUCUUCAAAUUUUCCACUGUGUACUUUUUGUCUGGAGAAAACCUUGGACUAGAGAUAAGGCCAUAUCCAAAAAUGUAUUUCUAGCAGCUCCUGCUUCCAGACAACCUGUCUGGGCUUGAGGCUGAAUCAAGACCAUGAAGGGCCUGCUGUUUCUCGCCUUUGUUGGGGUGGCUGUUGCCUUCCCCACCAUCGCUGAGGACGAUGAUGACAAGAUCGUGGGAGGCUACACCUGUGCAGAGCACUCUGUUCCCUAUCAGGUGUCCCUGAAUUCCGGAUAUCACUUCUGUGGAGGUUCCCUCAUCAGCAGCCAGUGGGUCCUGUCAGCUGCUCACUGCUACAAAUCUCGCAUCCAAGUGCAGCUCGGGAAACAUAACCUGGCCCUGACAGAAUCCACACAGCAGUUUAUUAACUCGGCUAAAGUCAUCCGCCACUCUGGCUACAGCUCCUAUACCCUGGAC